Folsomia candida is the source of this 1489-nucleotide messenger RNA. RefSeq lists its product as uncharacterized. Gene Ontology annotation, biological process: copper ion transmembrane transport. The transcript is spliced from 3 exons. Gene Ontology annotation, cellular component: membrane. Gene Ontology annotation, molecular function: copper ion transmembrane transporter activity. The coding region runs from base 330 to 1130 and encodes 266 amino acids. NCBI's taxonomy places the organism in Eukaryota, Metazoa, Arthropoda, Collembola, Entomobryomorpha, Isotomidae. The record is from RefSeq and is a predicted model, not a curated record.
GCGAACUGUGUGAAAACUCGGUGCGAAUGUGAAAAAUGUGCCAUCAUGACUUCAUCAUUUGCACGACAUUCUGCACUCGAGUGAUUCACUACUUUCUGAUCAGAGUGAUUGAUUGAUCACAUACUUUUUGUUUUGUUAUUGGUCUGCUGAUAAAUACAAACAAACGUGAAGCAAUAAUUGUUUUACAUUUUAAAACCUCUUCAUUCUAAUAAUAAAAAAUGUGUACUCAUCAGUAAUGCAGAACCCAGCUGCCGAUUUCUCCAACUGAAAUUCAGUUACUGAAUAGCAUUAUUAAUAAAUAUAGUUCGUAUUUGAAGAAAUUGAGAAACAUGAAGGACAUGGAGUCAUAUUUCUGGUUUGGAGAAGUUUUGGACAAUUUUUUAUUCGAGGGCCUCAAUACUAAAUCUUGGAGAGGUCUUCUUGGAGUGUGCACCGUCUUGUCCUGCUUAGCAUUGGUUUACGAAGGACUUCAUGUACUUAAACUAUUCUUCAUGAAUCGAUUCUUACUGACUAGAAAAGCCCUUCGUAGAGAAUCAAAUGACUCUUCAAACAAUGACGGUGCCGCAUCAGGUCAACCAUCUGCAUCUCUACUGUCAAGAACCUUCAUGUACAGGCGACAGCACGCUCCUGAGACCGGAAGUGGAGAGCCAGCUCCUCGAAGUCUGCUCGAAGAAUCUGACCAUCAUCCUCCAGGAAGUGAGACCACGACCAAUCUGCACAAUCUUACCACACCUGGAAGGGGCUUCCUCGAUUUGCUGAUAUCAGCCGUUUUCCACAGCAUCUACGUUUUCUUGGGCUUCACCCUCAUGAAUGCUGUAAUGACUUUUAAUGUUUGGGUUCUUGUUGCGAUAUCCAUAGGAGUCGCUUUCGGAUAUUUUUGCUUUGGGAACUAUCGUAGAGCAGAAAAUUUAAUUCAUCCACUCAGCACCGAGAAUACCAGCUUGAACGAUGACACGACUCCACCACCACCAUUGGAUGGGGGAGGAGAUCGUUUCGUUAACCAGUCUCGAACCCCUUAUACAGUAAAGAAUGGUGAAACUGAAGAGGACCCUGGAGAAUCAUCUAGACUUAUUGUUGGAGCACAAGUUCAUAUUCCUAGGAUCAUGUCAUCUUCUACAGCGUCGACUUGAAGCGGAUAUUCAUUAUAUUGAUAUUGAUAAGUAUGAAUGAACGAACUCCAUUUCACUCAUAGUCAGCACGUAAAUAUGUGGUGCAAUCUUAUCCUUGUUUGUAUUUAUAGUUACCAUUUACCAACGAAUGUGUAUGUAUUUAAGACUUGAUGAUGUGUGAGAAAUAAAAAGUAUUUAAUGACUAAGCUGGGUUGUGUAUGUAAAUCUCAUACAAAAUAACCCAUAAGUAUUGUACAUAUAUAAGCAAUAUAUUAUCGUUUUGUUUUAUUUCUUAGUAAACUUGAACCAAUUUGUUGUAUCUCUAAAAGCUGAUAUUUUGGAAAUGAUUCGUUCGUCGGAAAUAAACGAAUGUUAUGAAU